UUCCUAUUCACCCGAACCCUAAGUCCUUGAUCUACUUCGCCACUUCUCGCAAAGGCGCGACAGUGCUUCUCUCAGUCGGCAUCGUGCACCGCUGCCGCCACCACCCAUCUCUCUCCUCCAUCUCCAUGGUCGGUGGUCCGCCUUGAGCGCGCAGGCCACAACUGUGUUUCUUCUUGGUUGACGCUCACGGACCGCCGUGUCGGGCAUCCUUUACCCCGUCUAUACAUCGACCGCCUUCCUUCCUUCUCCCUUGCUGUGCACAAUUGUUGCGGGCAAUAGUUGACCGACCCUUUGCAAUCGCCGCCGCCUCCAAUACCCAACUCCGUUGUGACCACUAGUCGCCAGCAGCUAUCCUUGACCUAGGGCCAUCGUCGGCCACCGUGAGCUAGCCUCUGCUGGAGUUGAAGCUGUCGGAGGAGGGGCCGAACAAUAAAGGGUGAUAUUAACUUGGGAUGCAGAGAUACCUGCCAAGAGUAUAGUGGUCAUAUGUAUUUUCCCUAUCCAUCUUCAUAAUCAUGUAGUCACAUCUCCCAUUCAGGUAAAGAAUUGUAUCAUCUGUUGGUCAACAACGAGGCAAUCAUGAUUAUAGCAUCCGUGGAAAUGUGAAUGCUCCAUCCAUGGCUGAUGAAAAUAGUACACAUAAUAGUUUUUCCCCUUGGAUAUUUGUUCAGGUCUGGUGCAAUAUCAGAUUGAAUAAAUAUGCAAGAACGGUAUGCAUGUUUGGAUACAUUAAAAGGGGAUAAGGGCAAUAGCGUCAUUUCGAGUCAAAUCUCCCACAAGAUCGAUUUCACUGGAGUUGAGGAGCCGUCUGUUCGUUCAGCCGCCACACCGUUCUCUGGUCCGCCGAUCGACGGCCACUGGCCCACCGUGCGGAUACUACCUUGGCUCCCGUAGCAUAAGUAGACAAGCACAGUGUCUGCCCGUUCUUGCUUCUCAAACAGUUGUAUCUCUUCCUUGCUCAUUCAUUGGCAUCACUCAUUGAGGCUGGUCCGCGGGUAACUUCAGAUCCAUUAGCUAAAUGUAUAGAUUUCUUUGAUAGAUCUGUAUAACUUGCAGAAGUAGCGCACCUCAAUUUCCACUGUCAUUCGCUGCCACUUACCAUCGCCGCCCUGUCAUCCAACGCCAUCAGUUUCUGCUGCUACUUUGUGCGAAGGAAUAACUGUUGAUCGACUCAAGCUUCUUGACUGUGAGGUUGGCUUUGUUGGUUCUCCAAUGGUGAGCAGCGAGGAGUUGAAGAAAGCUCAGAUUGUUGAGGCUCGUGCGAAGAGCAUUUUCCCUAAUGUUAGGUGCACUGAAUGUGGCAGUCAAUCCAUUGAGGAUUCACAGGCAGAUGUUGCUAUUUUGCUCAGAAAGCUCAUCCGGGAUGAAAUCCGAGAAGGUAAAACUGACAAGGAGGUGUACAAAAGUCUAGCGGAAAGGUUCGGCGAGGAUGUACUUUAUGCUCCUCAUUUCGAUCUACAAACUGCUGCUAUAUGGUUGUCGCCGGUCAUUGUUGCUGGGGUUGCAAUUGGUGGAUGGGCAUAUCGGAGGCGCAGGCAAAAUACCAAUGUCCACGUAAUGGCACUGAAUCUUGUUCGAGGUGUUCCGUUAACCCCUACAGAGAAGGAAACUAUGCUCGAACUACUAACACCACCUCCAUCUCCGAGAAGAAAGUGGUGGAGUUGAAGGCUUUGUUGUGCUUUCUAUGAUCCUUCACUCUUAGCUAAUCUAUAUACUUUCAUAGUGGACCUUUAUAAGAAGAGCAAACAAACAAAAUGCUGCAAAAGUUCCAAUUUUGUCACUGUUAUGUCGAAAUGUUUCUAGCUCAUGAAUGUUUAAUCGAUUACUCAAUAAGUUGAAUGAGAAGCGAUUGGAAGAUGCACCAAAUUCUUCAUA
Molecule: messenger RNA, 1875 nt
Organism: Zingiber officinale
Lineage: Eukaryota; Viridiplantae; Streptophyta; Magnoliopsida; Zingiberales; Zingiberaceae
Product: cytochrome c-type biogenesis CcmH-like mitochondrial protein
Exons: 5
Coding region: 1213-1665 (150 amino acids)
Source: RefSeq, a predicted model, not a curated record